AUGGCAGAUGCAGAUGAAGACGUCAUCCCUCGUGGUCCAGACGUCGGUGAUAUCGAUCUUUCAGAUGAGACACAAGACUUCCGCUUACUCUUGAACUUCUCCGGCGAUGAUACAAAAAUUCCUAAAAGAGGCGAGAAAGACUUUGAGCCCCAUCAUACAAACAAACAGUCGGGUGCUUUGACCGCAUCAAGAGAUGCUAUGCAUAAUGCACUUUCAUUUCAGCGCGUCCAUCAACCCAAGAAGCAUGUUCUGGCUUAUUACCACCCAGGGACGAAUAUGGCAUAUACAGAAGACCCUAAAGGGCCUUUGUUCAAAAACAUGGGCAAGGUCUUCCCUGGCAAGGAAGAUCCACUCGGACCUCGUACCGCUGGAGAAAACAGAAUUUGGUUGCUACCAGAAGAAGCAAUCUACUUGCUCGAGAGAGGUACGAUUGAUGUCAGAUGGCCGCUGGACGACGACGACGACAACAGUGAAGAUGGCGAAGGCAUACCUAUGAGUCUUCAAGGUGCAUAUGCCGCAUUUCUGGGAAUGGAAGGCAAUAGCGACGGUGCCCUGACUUUCGAGAGAUACUCUGUAUACGCAGGUUUGAAGAGGUCAGGUUACACAGUCCACCGAGCUCCAAGCUGGGAUGGUCCAGGCGAUCAACCGGGAGACGAGUGCUAUCCGUCUGUGCAAGGCACUCUAUGGAGUCUGGGUCUGCUGAGGGCCAAAUGGCGAAGCCUGUUCAUUCCCCGAGCUGCAACACAAGCAGAACAGAAAGUCGGUCCGUUGGUAACACCAGGAGUCUACCGCAAUUACGCUGAAAUCUAUCGUCGCCUUGCAAUUGUCCCCAGUUACGACCCAGCAGCCAGGAAAAGGAAUUCUGCAGAGACGACAGAUUCUGCGUUCAGGAUUACAUACCACUUAUGGAAGCCUGGCUCGACGACAUACAAGAAAAGCGACCCCGGUACACCUGACUUCCGCAUUGCGGUUGUCGAUGCUCGAGAGACGACUUUCCCAACACUUGCCCAGCUGAGUGCUCUCAUCGACACACAGCCAUACCAGCCACCCCGCUCAGAUGCGCAGUUGUAUCAGAAGUUGCGUAAUGGGUAUAAGAGUGUGAUUUUGGCUGUUGUGGACCAGGGAGUCACCAGUUACUUGAGACUGGCAGACGCUGGGUUCUCUAAAGAGAAGUUGUUCGAUCGCAAGCCGCCAGCUGCGAGAAAAGGCGGCAAGGGUGGAAACUGGAAGAAGAAUAAGCGAUAG
This is a messenger RNA of Aureobasidium vineae, 1245 nucleotides long. The record is from the annotation of a GenBank genome assembly. NCBI's taxonomy places the organism in Eukaryota, Fungi, Ascomycota, Dothideomycetes, Dothideales, Saccotheciaceae.